UCCAAAUCUGCGCAAAGCAACACUGAACAAAUUCAAAAAGUUCAAAACUGAACGUCGAGAGCUAGCAGACGUCGUCGUUUCAUUUCUUAAUGCUUUCCAAUGGACGCCAUAAUCUCCUCUGCUCUCGAAACCAUCUGUGUACAAGGCCAAGCCGGCCUCUCACUCGCCUCGCUGUGGACCGAACUCAGCAAUCUCAAUAACAACUCUCUUACUCCCUCUUUCAAAGCUUCGAUUUAUUCCAACCUCUUGAGAAUCCCUUCGCUUCAGUUCCUCUCCCCUCAAAACGACCCGUUUGAUCCGAAUGACGACGCGAUUCAACUCCUCGAGGACGCCGAGAAGUUCGGCGUGAAGAUCGUCGCCAGUUUGCAGCUUAGAGAUAACUUUGUUGGACUGUACGACACGCCGGCUGCUAAUGCUAACCUCUCCGUGCCUCAACGUCGUACUCUUGAACGUCUAGCUAUUGCUAGAUCAAAUGGACUAACACAAAAUCAACUUGCGAAGGAAUUUGGCAUUGAAGGGAAAAACUUGUUUUAUAUAGUGAGGAACCUUGAAUGCAAUGGGUUGAUUGUGAGGCAACCAGCAGUUGUGAGGACAAGGGAAGCUGGCAGUGAAGGUGAACCAAAAAACAGUUCAUGUGUGACCACCAAUUUAAUGUUCUUGUAUCGAUAUGCAAAGCACUUGGGUUCUCAACAGAGAUUUGAGAUUAGCAAGGACGGACCAAUUGUGGAUAGUUUUGGGAAUGGAAAUGGAAAUGUUGUGGGUAAAGAUAGUUUGUCCGGAGAAAGUGUUAAAGAGGAUGUGCAUGUGAAGGAUUUUUUACCUGCAAUGAAAGAUAUUUGUGAUAAGCUUGAAGAAGCUAAUGGCAAGGUUCUUGUUGUCUCAGAUAUUAAGCAAGGCCUAGGUUAUUUUGGACCUUCGAAACACAAGGCAUGGAGAGCUAUAUGUAGGCGGUUGACUGAUGCUGGUAUUGUCAUGGAGUUUGAUGCAAAAGUGAAUGACAAGGUUGAGCGUUGUCUACGAUUGUUGAAAAAGUUCUCCUCAAAAAGUUUUGAGCCAAAUAACCUUGGAUGUGGAGAUAAUUUCAAUAAAGAAGAACCAGUGAAAUUUGGAAGGAGAUUUCCCAAAAAUGACCAACUCGUAGAGCUUCCCAUUGAGCAUCAAAUUUAUGAUAUGGUUGAUGCUAAAGGAUCUAAUGGAUUGACUGUUAUGGAGGUGUGUGACGGGCUUGGAAUUGAUAAGAAGAAAAACUAUGCUCGGCUUCGUAGCAUGUUUUCUAGAUUUGGAAUGCCUUUGAAACCAGAGAACCAUAAAAGAACUUUGGCAUAUCGAGUUUGGACACCUGGGAAUUCUAAGUCUAAAUCAUUUAAUGCAUUUCACAGUAAAUUUAAAAAGAAUAGCAGUGAAGAUAAAGUUUCUUGUAGUGAUUUUAACCAUAUAGAUGAUGCUUCUCAUGGACCAUAUCAAACAUAUCUUGAGUAUAACCAUUCUAUUUCUAAAAGUGAUUUAGCUAAUCGUGGAGAAGAAGAAGACACUGAAACCAAUACUGAAAUUUCUCCUGGCUCCUUUGGUGAUGAUAAAACUAAACACAGGCUUCCUUGUUCUGAGCAAGAGUUGGUUCAUGACCCAAGUGACACGACUCCUGGGAAAGAACUAGUUUUAGUGAAUUCGGAUAUAGAAACUAAUGUUUCUCCAUCAGGAACAAAACAUCCUGCUUUGCGGAAGGCGCAUACAAAUUCAUCACCGUCUUUGACCCCUAAUAGUUUACGAAGGGAGCAGUGGAUACUUGAACGCCUACAGGAUGAAAAGUUCAUUUUGAGAGUUGAGCUGCAUAGGUGGCUCAUGAAUCUUGAAGACAAAGGCCCGACAAUUGAUAGGAAGACGAUUGAACGAAUAUUAGCAAACCUUCAGCGACAAGGACUCUGCAAAUGCAUAGACAUCAGCGUUCCUGCUGUCACAAACUGUGGCCGCACCCGCACCACCCGGGUGGUUCUGCACCCAUCAGUCCAAAGUUUGACUCCUGAUCUACUUGGUGAAAUCCAUGAUAGACUGAGAUCUUUUGAAAUCCAAAUUCGCGGUGGAGGCUCAUCUAAGAUGAAGAAGAAUGAAUUUGUUCCUGUGUUGGAUGGUGUACAGAGAACUCAGUGCCGUAUAAAUUCAGAUGACAAAACAGUCAAAUACGAAGCCAUGCGUGCUAAUGGGUUUGUAAUGGCAAAAAUGGUUCGUGCAAAACUUCUUCAUUGCUAUUUAUGGAGUUUUCUUAGUAAACAACCUGGUUGGGAUGAUACCUUAUCAUCUAGGAAAUAUGUGACGGACUUAAAACUUUCUUGCAAUUCUAGCAAUUUGUUUUCGCUAGAAGUAGCCAUUAAGAACAUUCCAAUUGAACUCUUCUUACAAGUAGCAGGAUCUUCUCUGAAAUUUGAUGAUCUGAUUGAGAAGUGCAAGAGGGGUUUGUCUCUUUCUGAUCUUUCUGUUGAAGAGUAUAGGUCUCUGAUGGAUACCAGGGCAACUGGGAGACUAUCAUUGAUCAUUGACAUUCUGCGCAGGUUGAAGUUGAUUCGGCUAGUAAAUAAUGGUCAUUCAGAUGAUGGAAUCAAGUACUUGCAUGCCAGUUUGUCACAUUCAAUGGAACUUAAACCUUAUAUAGAGGAACCACCAUCAAUAGCUGCAACAUCCAAUGCUAUGCUCCUUGAUCUUCGCCCACGAAUCCGGCAUGACUUUUUCCUGUCAAGCAAAGAAGCUGUUAAUGAGUACUGGCAAACUUUAGAGUAUUGUUAUGCUGCUGCUGAUCCAAGAGCGUCCAGACUUGCAUUUCCUGGAUCUGCUGUUCAUGAGGUUUUUCAUUAUCGGUCAUGGGCUUCAGUUCGGGUUAUGACAGCUGAUCAGCGUGCUGAACUCCUUAAGUGUAUGGUGAAGGACAAUGUAAAUGAAAAGAUCUCAUACAAAGAGUGUGAAAAGAUUGCAAAGGAUCUUAAUCUGACUUUAGAGCAGGUGCUGCGUGUGCAUUCUGACACGCAACAACAACGUCUUAGCAGAUUUCAAGGCGCUGUUGGUGCCAAUGGGAAGGAGUGCCAGCCACGAAAGAAUAAAUGUUCAUCGUCACAACAGAGAAGGAGACCAUUAGAAGAAAGACCAUUAAAGCAUACAAGAGUUGGUGCUGCAACUGGAAAGUUGAAUAGCCAGGGGGUUGCUACACUACCUGAUACUACAAACAGAUUUGUAGAAGACCUUGACCUGCAUAUUCAAGGACACGAAGAGAGUGAUCAUUUGAUGAAUGUGGAAGAUCCAGGACUAAAUGAAGAUGAGGGAGAACAUCAUUUCUCUUACUGUCAGCGCACAUCCUCAGAGAUGAAACCAUCACAUCAAAAAAGGUUCUCGUGGACAGAUGAAGCAGAUAGGCAACUGGUGAUUCAAUAUGUUAGACGUCGUGCAACUCUUGGGUCGAAAUUUCACCGUGUGGAUUGGUCUUCUCUUUCUAAUCUUCCAGCGUCUCCUGGUGCCUGUGAGAAACGAAUGUCAUUUCUAAGAAGAAAUACAAAAUUUAGAAAAGCUAUCAUGAAUCUCUGUAAUUUGCUCAGUGAACGGUAUGUGAAGCACCUGGAGAAAACUCAAGACCUGAAACUAGACAAUAAUGAUAGCAGAGUGCCUGUGCAUGUUUUGUCCAGGGAAGGUCAUAAUCUUAAUGUCUCUGAUGGUGUUGAAGACACUGAAGAUGCUAAUUUUGAGGAAAAACUGUGGGAUGAUUUUGAUGACAAGAAAAUUCAGGCAGCUCUUGAUGUUGUCCUUCGAUUGAAACGGAUAGCUAAUUUGGAGACAUCUAAAAGAAUUGGAUCUGCUUAUGAGGAAUCUUUAAAUAAUCUUGAGGAAUCUGGAUUGUUUUCUUCAGCCACUUACAGUGAUCAGAACCUUGGUAUGGGACAACAUAAGGAUGCUGCUCGAAGAACUAAAUGUCAUCUCCUUCAUCAAAAGUUUCUCAAGCUUUUGAAUGAAGGGAUAAGUGUCAUUAGACAAGUUGAAUCAUUGGCUGUUUCUAAUGCCAUAGAAUUGUUUAAACUUGUCUUUCUGAGCACCUCAGCAGCACCAGAACUGCCUAAUUUGCUGGCAGAAACUCUACGGCGUUAUUCAGAACAUGAUCUUUUUGCAGCCUUUAGCUACCUCAAGGAGAAGAAAUUUAUGAUUGGGGGUAAUGGAAGUCCUUUUGUACUUUCUCAGCUGUUCUUGCAAAAUCUUUCUAAAUCUCCCUUUCCAAUUAAUACUGGGAAGAGAGCAACAGAAUUUUCCAGUUGGCUUUAUGAAAGAGGAAAAGAUCUUAUGGAAGGGGGGGUUAAUCUUAAUGCAGAUCUACAGUGUGGCGAUAUUUUUCAUUUGCUUUCUCUAGUUUCUUCUGGUGAGCUGUCGAUUUCUCCACUCUUGCCAGAUGAAGGCAUUGGAGAGGCAGAAGACUUGAGAUGUUUGAAACGGAAGAAUGAUGAAAAUGAAUUUUGUUAUGGUGAUAAGGCUAAGAAACUAAAAGUUGUGGCAGAAAGUGAACUUGUUUCUCGCCGAGAAAAGGGUUUUCCUGGUAUCAUGGUAUCUGUACAUCGUGCAAGAAUUUCACUGGGAAUGGAAACUUACAGUAGUGAACUUCAAGAUAAUGCCGAAUUAGACAAUCUUUUUGAUCAAAAAAAUGAUGGUAGUCCUUGUCAUUCUGACCCUGCAAAGCAAAAGCUCAAUUUUGGCAGUGUUGCUACCAUAGCGGGAGGUUCUAGUGAGUCACCUUGGGACUCUAUGGCAACCUAUGCUGAGUAUUUAUUGAGAGCUGACCAAACACCAGUUAGUUUCUUCGGUCCUCAGGUCUUUAAGACGGUUUAUGCAUCUAUUCAAAAGGCUGGUGACCAAGGAUUGAGCAUCAAGGAAGUUUCCCAAGUUACAGAUAUUCAAGGAGAAAAGAUCUCUGAAUGUAUCAUUAAUGUGCUUCAAGCAUUUGGACAAGCAUAUAAGGUCAAUGGCUAUGACUCUGUUCGAGUUGUUGAUGCAUUAUAUCUUUCCAAGUAUUUCUUGAUCUCUAUGGCUGAUUUCCAUCAAGAUCUCAAUGCACCGUCAUUGUCAAAGUUCUUAAGCAGGACAAAUAAUAGCCAAUCGGUUCAGCCAGAAAACCAUGAUAGCGAUGGUGCUAAUCCACAGGGGGAGAUAGAGAUGAAUGUUGGUGAUAUGCACAAAGUGACCAUUCUUAAUCUUCCUGAAGAUUUUGCUGAACAUGUGAGUGAAACUCAAACUAGUGAUGUGCAUGAAGUCAGUAUGCAAGUAGAUCUCUUGUCCAGGGAGGAUAUUCAGGGUGAAAGCUACAAAUAUACUUCUGCUGAAUUAUGUAUGCCAAUAUUGCCCUGGGUAAAUGGAGAUGGGACUGUCAACAGUAUUGUUUACAAUGGACUUUUACGUCGUGUUCUAGGCAUGGUUAUGCAAAAUCCUGGGAUAUUAGAGGAUGAAAUUAUUCGCAGGAUGGAUGUAUUAAACCCCCAGAGCUGUAAAAAAUUGCUUGAGCUGAUGACUUUGGAUAACCACCUGAUCGUGAGAAAGAUGCAUCAAACUACAUUCACUGGCCCUCCUGCUAUUCUAGCGAUGCUCCCCGGAUGCAGUUUCAGAAAUUCUAAAAUGUUAUACCGCAAGCAUUUCUUCGCCAAUCCCAUGAGCACAUCUUUACUGUAAACUCCUACUAUUCCUCGGCCCCUCCUCCUCGCAGCUUCAGGAUUUUGAAUAUGGUAUACCGCAAUUCACCAAUCCCAUUACCACCGUAUAUAAGCAUCAUGGUUUCCAAGUUUCAGCGAUAUACAUUCCCAGUGAGAAGUCGCAUAGUGGAGAUAGAAUUCACAUCUUAAUGAUCAAAUUUGCAAUGUUGAAAAUGUAUCAUUUACUCUUUUGAUUGUUCGUGUAAACUAAUGAUACAAACUACAUAGGUCAUGUAUAAAAAUUAUGCAGGUCACAUAAAA
This is a messenger RNA of Mangifera indica (mango), 5963 nucleotides long. RefSeq lists its product as uncharacterized. Bases 100 to 5682 code for a protein of 1860 amino acids. Gene Ontology annotation, biological process: 5S class rRNA transcription by RNA polymerase III; transcription initiation at RNA polymerase III promoter. The record is from RefSeq and is a predicted model, not a curated record. Gene Ontology annotation, molecular function: DNA binding. Gene Ontology annotation, cellular component: transcription factor TFIIIC complex. Lineage: Eukaryota; Viridiplantae; Streptophyta; Magnoliopsida; Sapindales; Anacardiaceae. The transcript is spliced from 17 exons.